This is a messenger RNA of Prionailurus viverrinus (fishing cat), 2185 nucleotides long. RefSeq lists its product as uncharacterized. Lineage: Eukaryota; Metazoa; Chordata; Mammalia; Carnivora; Felidae. The transcript has a single exon. Gene Ontology annotation, molecular function: nucleic acid binding. The record is from RefSeq and is a predicted model, not a curated record. Bases 524 to 1159 code for a protein of 211 amino acids.
CCGCAUCACUUGGGCGACGCAUGGUGCAUCUCCUCCACCAAGGGACUCAUCUGGGAAAAACAAAGAUGGCGGAAUUGGUGCAGAAAAAGUUCAGGGCGCAAGAGCUGGGAAAAGAGAUUGAGGGGAUGGUUGAAAGAUGUGUAAGUUGCACCCAAGUAAAUCGCGCUGCAAAUAAGUUUUCAGAAGCUAAAAGAGAUAGAGGAACUGAGCCAGGCCGGUUUUGGGAAGUAGAUUUUACUGAAAUUAAACCAGGGAAAUACAGAUACAAAUAUCUGCUCGAUUUUUUUGGACACCUUCUCCAGGUGGGUUGAGGUGUUCCCCACUAAAUCAGAAAUGGCUCAGGUGACAGUUAAAAAAAUUAUUAAAUGAACUAAUUCCUAGAGUCGGGCUGCCUUUGAGCAUAGGAUAGGACAAUGGUCCGGCCUUCACGGCACAGGUAUUGCAGGGUCUAGCCAGAGCAUUGGGAAUAGAUUGGGAAUUACAUUGCUCAUAUAGACCCCAGAGCUUGGGUCAAGUAGACAGGAUGAAUCAGACUCUAAAGGAGACCUUAACCAAAUUGUCCCUUGAGACUGGCGAAAAUUGGGUUGAUGUUCUGCCUUUUGCCCUUCUGCGAGCACGUUGUACUCCAUUUAUCAAGGGAUUGUCCCCUUAUGAAAUUUUAUUUGGCAGACCUCCACCUAUCUUGCCGAGGCUAGGGGAUGACAUAAAGGAACAGCUAGAACAGGACCACUUGUUGGGUUCACUCAUGGCCCUGCAUCUUGUACAAAAGGAAAUAACUAAUGCCUUGAAAGAAGCCUUUGCCCAUCCUCCUGUUCUUCCCCACCCCUUUCAACCAGGAGACUUAGUUUGGGUCAAGAGGCACGAGCCUAAACCCCUGGAGCCAUGCUGGAAAGGACCACACACUGUGAUCCUGACUACACCAAUGGCCAUGAAGAUAGACGGUGUCCGAACCUGGAUUCAUCACUCUCAGGUUAAGAAAAACUGCGCGGAGGUGGGAACACCCAGGACUGAUACAGGACCAGAGAAUGAACAGCAAUGGAAGGUUAAAAGGAAUAAUAGUCUGGGUUUGUAUAAUAAGCUUGGGAGACUGUGUGGAACUGCACCCCUUGUCUUUUUAGCCAUACCAAUGGGAACUCAGACACUGUCACAGGGAAGGUAGUAACAUCUAACGCCUCUCAUACUAUGCCUUGUUUCAUGUUCGACCUGUGUGACCUGGUAGGAGAAGAAUGGGGGUUGCAAACCUGGGCAAGAGCUCUCGGAAACAUUGGGGAGAACAAUUUUGGAUGUGGAAAUAGGGCACUAGAGCAAAAUUUGGCUAAGAUGCAGACAGAAAAAAUGAAUGUGAAGGAGAGGGUCAAUACCACUGUGCCAAAUGGGGUUGUGGGAUGCUAGCCCCCUGGUUAACAGGACGGGACAUUGACCCCCUAAUUACUCUCCUUAGAACCCCGAACCCCCAAUGUGAGGCCCAGGGAAAAUGUAACCCAACACCAGCUCAUCUAUUUUUUCCUCAUUCUGAGAUACUGGGCACACUUGGGGCCUCCGAAUGUAUGAUGUCGUUGUGCCCUUGGGGUUCGCGACCAAUUUUAACCCUAGAGGACCUCCAAGGGCAGGGUUGGUGCAUAGUGUGUCAUGCCAACAAUUCCGGAUGAAUUCGAGACACUCUUAGUUUGGUAAGGAACAAUCUUAGAGCUAGGGAACGUGCCAGGGAGGCCAGCAAUAAUUGGUAUCACUCUUGGUCCCCCUGACUCACAUCGCUGCUCACCACCAUAGCUGGGCCACUACUGUUGUUACUUCUCGGGUUAACUAUCGGCCCAUGCAUUAUCAAUUGGUUAGUACAGUAUGUCAAGAGGCAAGUUGGUGAAAUAAAAAUUAUGAUUAGGUCCAACUAUGUCCCCUUAGUUCCUAAUGAUGAAUCAAGGGAUUGAUUCACGGACAAGAAAAGGGGGAAAUGUAAGGGUUAAAUUGUAGUGUAGGGCUAACCUGUAGCCUUAAGAAAUAAGAGUUUUGUUUUAACACUAUAGGUUAAGAGAUAACAGCCUUAUCCUAUCAAUCAGGGGGUGUGAUUAGUGUUUGGAUUGGGGCAAGGGCCUGUUUGAACUGUUUCCACCUGGGCACUAUUCCUUUGUUCUGUUCCCAGGUGAUAAGAUGAUGUGGUCGGCUAUAAAAACCCUGUACGCCAGCUGUU